Molecule: messenger RNA, 683 nt
Organism: Colletotrichum destructivum
Lineage: Eukaryota; Fungi; Ascomycota; Sordariomycetes; Glomerellales; Glomerellaceae
Exons: 1
Coding region: 312-683 (123 amino acids)
Source: RefSeq, a predicted model, not a curated record
CUUCUCUUCUUCGUCUUCUCUUUACGCCUUCUUCUCCCUUCCGCAGCGCCUUCCAACGCCACAUGAACUGCUGAACUUGCCAAUCCCAAAAGACAACAUGACGUUGAGAGGGUUCAUGAUGAAAGACACACCAACUCGAAAGAGCCGCCUGCUAGAUCGAUCGCCAAGGGGACUGGGCGCCAAGGACGGGAUGGCGGCCAAGCAGGCACAAGCAGCUCCCAAGACGGGUGGCCAAGGUCGGGGAAGCAAGGGGAAUUACCACCAGUCACCCAGUGCUACAGGUACUCUGCUGUGAGAUAGAAAACACACGAAUGUUCAGCCAUCGCCACUCUCCUCGGACAAAAAAACGUGCUAAAAAAGUCAUGCCCCUUUCUGUGGAUCUACCGAUUGCAAAGGGACCUUGGCAUACCGGGCAUGGUCCCUGUCUAGCGUCGUUGUCUCCAUGGCGCCAACCCGUUUUCGUAGCUCUUCAUCCGAAGAGAAUCCCUGCAAAGGGCACGCGAGAGGACUGGGGAAAGCGCAGUUCCGACGCAGGCUGGACGGAAGCCGGGGUGGCGGACGGUUCGACUGUUAUCAUUCGGGAAGGCAAUUCGGAAGAGACGGCAGAUACCGGUUCACAUCACGGAUCAUGGUCUGUCGACAGAGGAGAAAGAAGCCAAUCACGGAGAGGGCGUUACCACUGA